AUGCCAAUCAGGUGCACACCCCUACCAGACAAUGUCGACUAUGGCAAGCAGUCAGUGACCGUUCCUGGCACCAAGCAGCCAGGACAAACCCCUUUCUACGGUUUGCUUGAUCCCGACGCUCCGAGCUAUCCGAAGACGCUCCAAGACAUCUUCAACAAUGGCUACUCCUUCAAUCCAGAUGCCAAACUUCUUGGUCAUAGACCUGUCAUUUCUAGGUCUCCGCUCAAGUUCGGUCCCUACGUAUGGCAGACCUAUCGUGAAGUCGACGUCAGAAGACGUCGGAUUGGCAGUGCACUGCAUCGCUUGUUCGCCACAGGCGAACUCAAGGCAAGCAGACAUGGAGACAGUCGGUAUAUGUGGCAAAUGGUCGAGCUUGCAUUGCAUGCUUAUGGAAAAGUGGUCGUCAGUUUGUAUGAUACCUUUGGAAAGGAAUCACUUACCGUAUCGGAUAGCAUUAAUCACGCGCAACUUUCUAUCAUAUUCACCACCCCGGAUCACAUAGCAACUUUGCUCAAGCUAGCCACAAGCAUCCCAAGUAUGAAGGUCAUCAUUUCGUUUGACCCGCUAGGAGAUGACGUUAAACGUUUACUCUCCUCCUGGGGGGAAUCCGUUGGCAUUCGGAUAAUAGAAUUGAGUGAAAUCGAGAAGUAUGGCGAGGAAAAUCUCAUUGAACCCCUUCCGGUAUCGCCUGACAAGGUCGCUUCUCUGUGCUACACUUCAGGAACAACAAACUUGCCGAAAGGAGCAAUCCUCACCCACAUGAAUCUCGCGACUUUCCACGAGGGCUGCUGUCACAUGUCAUACUUGCCAUUGGCGCACAUUUAUGAGCGGAUUUGCGAAUUAAACGUAAUUGUUGUGGGUGGAUGUAUUGGGUACUUCACUGGCGAUCCCUUGCGCCUGAUGGACGACGCCCAAGCCCUGAAACCUCACUUUUUCCCAUCGGUACCACGAGUGCUGAAUAGAGUAUACCAAGCUGCCAUGUCCGCUGGUAAUGUGCCGGGUGUGAAGGGUGCUAUUUUUCGAACAGCAUUGCAAACGAAACUAGAUCAACUUCACAAGACUGGAGUAAAUACCCAUUUGAUAUGGGAUGCAUUGGUGUUUAGCAAGAUUCGCGCUGUACUUGGAGGUAAUGUUCUGCAGGUUGUCACAGGCUCGGCUCCCAUCAGCGGGGAAGUGAUUGAUUUCUUCAAGGUUGCUUUCGGUUGUGACGUUGCAGAAGACCCAACCAGUAGCGGGACGAUCGGACCACCUCAGCCAGUUCUCGAGAUCAAGCUCGUUGACAUUCCAGCCAUGAACUACUUAUCUAGCGAUAAGCCGAACCCGCGUGGAGAGUUAUGUGUCCGCGGCCCGAACUGCUUCGUCGGAUAUUACAAAGAUGAAAAGAAUACCCAGGAGACGCUGAGGGACGGUUGGAUACACACCGGGGAUGUCGCAGAAGUUGAUAGUUCCGGACGCUUCAAGAUCAUCGAUCGAGUGAAGAACAUCAUGAAAUUGGCGCAAGGCGAGUACGUAGCACUCCAGAAAGUAGAGAACACGUAUGCCGCUGGUCCCGUUGUCCAACAAAUCUACGUCCAUGGGGAUUCUUUACAGCCGUACUUGAUCGCUGUCGUCGUCCCUGAUCCCUCGGUUUUGGCGCCAUUGGCAUCUGCCGAACCUAACGAUAUCCCUGCGCUCUCUGAGGCGGUGAAGAAUCCCCGGGUUGUACAGGAAGUGCUGAACACGCUAAACGAAGAAGCAAGGAGGAGUGGACUCGCUGGAUUCGGAUUUAUUAAACGCAUCCAUAUUACCAUGGACCCCUUCACCAUCGAAGAAAAUACGUUGACGCCCACUCUGAAGUUACGGCGCAGAGACGCUUACGCCAAGUUUAAGAGGGAACUGGAUGCCCUUUAUGCCCUUGGGGAGCCAGCCAACAAUGCAUCGUUCAAGCUGUGACGAACACAGCUCGAGUGCAGGACACCUAGGUCACUCACGCGAAAACAUGAAUUGGACUCUUACCCUUUUGUUCACAUAUUCGUUUAUCAAGUCUAUUCUGUAUACCAUGGGAAAUGCAACAUAAAUACCUAAUGACAUGGGAGGUCUUGCAGGUGAUCAUGAAAUACCAUCAGUUUCUACCUGAAUCUUCUAAAGGUGUCUGCUUGUCAUCUGCCAUUCUUCAUGCGGCUGUCUUUUGCGAUGUGAUAAGAUCCUGCGAGCAU
Pisolithus orientalis is the source of this 2195-nucleotide messenger RNA. RefSeq lists its product as uncharacterized. The record is from RefSeq and is a predicted model, not a curated record. Gene Ontology annotation, biological process: long-chain fatty acid metabolic process. Gene Ontology annotation, molecular function: long-chain fatty acid-CoA ligase activity. Bases 1 to 1932 code for a protein of 643 amino acids. The transcript has 15 exons. Gene Ontology annotation, cellular component: endoplasmic reticulum; membrane. NCBI's taxonomy places the organism in Eukaryota, Fungi, Basidiomycota, Agaricomycetes, Boletales, Pisolithaceae.